Molecule: messenger RNA, 939 nt
Organism: Vombatus ursinus (common wombat)
Lineage: Eukaryota; Metazoa; Chordata; Mammalia; Diprotodontia; Vombatidae
Product: bone morphogenetic protein 2
Exons: 1
Biological process (GO): negative regulation of transcription by RNA polymerase II; BMP signaling pathway; SMAD protein signal transduction
Cellular component (GO): extracellular region
Molecular function (GO): BMP receptor binding; cytokine activity; growth factor activity
Source: RefSeq, a predicted model, not a curated record
UGUCUUGUAACCAAAUCAGAAUCUUUGGAAGAGCUGCCAGAAACAAAUGGGAAAACAGUCCGGCGUUUCUUCUUUAAUUUAACUUCCAUCCCCAAUGAGGAGUCUAUCACCUCAGCUGAACUUAAGGUUUUUCGGGAGCAGGUGCAGGAAGCUUUUAAAAAUAACAGCAAUCACCAUCAUCGUAUUAAUAUUUAUGAAAUUAUAAAGCCAGCAACAUCCAUCUCUGAAUACCCCAUUACAAGACUGUUGGACACAAGAUUGGUAAAUCAUAAUGCCAGCAAAUGGGAAAACUUUGAUGUCACACCCGCUGUGAUGAGGUGGAUUGCACAGGGACAGGCAAAUCAUGGGUUUGUGGUAGAAGUGGUUCACUUGGAUGAUGACAGAGCAGUCUCCAAGAGACAUGUAAGGAUUAGUAGGUCUUUGCAUCAGGACGAUCACAGCUGGUCACAGAUAAGACCAUUACUAGUAACUUUUGGCCAUGAUGGCAAAGGACAUCCUCUCCACAAAAGAGAAAAGCGUCAAGCAAAACACAAACAGCGGAAACGCCUCAAGUCCAGUUGCAAGCGACAUCCUUUAUAUGUAGACUUCAGUGAUGUGGGGUGGAAUGACUGGAUUGUUGCCCCACCAGGGUAUCAUGCCUUUUACUGCCAUGGGGAAUGCCCCUUUCCAUUGGCUGAUCACCUGAACUCCACAAAUCAUGCCAUUGUUCAGACUUUGGUCAAUUCAGUUAACUCCAAAAUCCCCAAGGCAUGCUGUGUACCAACAGAACUCAGUGCUAUCUCCAUGCUCUACCUUGAUGAAAAUGAAAAAGUCGUGUUAAAGAAUUAUCAAGAUAUGGUUGUGGAGGGAUGUGGGUGUCGUUAGCACAGCAGAAUUUUAAAAAAUAUAUAUUAGACAAAAGCAAAAAAAAAAAAACACAAGUUGACACUUUAAUAUUUC